GGAACAAAGGCUGUACCUGAAGCCAAAAGUGCACUUCGAUUUUUGGACGGCGAAAAUAAAUUAAAAAAAAAGAUUCCUUUCAUCUUAUUAACUAACGGCGGUGGUGUGACAGAAAUAAAAAAAGCCGAGGAAUUGACUCAUUCCCCAAUGCGUCAACUUGUACCUAUGUUUAAAGACUCUGAGGUAUUGAUAAUUGGUGGAGCGGAUUUACAAAUAAUAUUAGAUGUUCUACAAAGUAAAGAUGGUUAUUUCGAAACUUCUUCCAGUCCCCAAGAACUUUUGACGCGUAACUUUCCUUUAUAUUUUUCUAACCCUGAUAUUAUUUGGUCAAAUGAAUGUCUUAUCCCAAGAAUGGCUCAAGGAUCUUUUAGGUUGUGUUUAGAACAUUUGUAUGAG
This is a messenger RNA of Racocetra fulgida, 396 nucleotides long. The record is from the annotation of a GenBank genome assembly. Lineage: Eukaryota; Fungi; Glomeromycota; Glomeromycetes; Diversisporales; Gigasporaceae.